Molecule: messenger RNA, 1583 nt
Organism: Rosa chinensis
Lineage: Eukaryota; Viridiplantae; Streptophyta; Magnoliopsida; Rosales; Rosaceae
Product: mitochondrial phosphate carrier protein 3, mitochondrial
Exons: 6
Coding region: 152-1279 (375 amino acids)
Biological process (GO): mitochondrial phosphate ion transmembrane transport
Cellular component (GO): mitochondrial inner membrane
Molecular function (GO): phosphate transmembrane transporter activity
Source: RefSeq, a predicted model, not a curated record
UCACAUUUCUCAUCACAAAGCAGCAUUUGGCAGCGAGAGGUUUGGGAGAGCAAAACCAAGCCCUCUCUCUCUCUCUCUCUCUCUUCAUCGCUUCCAUUCCUAAUUCCCAAAUCUCUCUCUCUCUCUCUCUCUCUCUUUGUCUCUGCUCGCCAUGGAUCUCACUGAGAAAUCCUCCCGUCAGUCUCUGAUCCCUAGCUUCCUCUACGGCUCCUCCUCCGCCAAAACUUUUGGGCUCGAGCAGAUGCUUCACGCCAGCCCCAGGCCCAGCGCCGCCUUCAACACGAAUGUGGAGGCAGUCUCGCAGGCCACGGGUUUGGUCAUUCCGUCUCCGACGGAGCCUUCGAAGAAGAUCGAGAUGUACUCGCCUGCCUUCUAUGCUGCUUGCACUGCAGGAGGAAUCCUCAGCUGUGGUCUCACCCACAUGGCCGUCACUCCUCUUGACCUCGUCAAGUGCAAUAUGCAGAUUGAUCCUACAAAGUACAAAAGCAUUUCUUCUGGUUUUGGAGUUCUGUUAAAGGAGCAGGGUGUUAGAGGAUUCUUCAAGGGAUGGGUGCCUACCCUCCUUGGUUACAGUGGUCAAGGUGCCUGCAAGUUCGGAUUCUAUGAGUUUUUCAAGAAGUACUACUCUGACCUUGCUGGACCAGAGUUUACUGCCAAGUACAAGACUUUGAUCUACCUUGCUGGUUCUGCAUCUGCUGAGGUGAUUGCAGAUAUUGCCCUAUGCCCCUUUGAGGCAGUGAAGGUCAGGGUACAAACUCAGCCUGGCUUUGCCAGGGGUUUGUCAGAUGGACUUCCCAAGUUUAUCAAAUCUGAAGGCGCACUUGGGUUGUACAAGGGUAUUGUUCCUCUAUGGGGUCGCCAAAUUCCAUACACAAUGAUGAAGUUUGCAUCCUUUGAGGCCAUUGUGGAGAAUAUCUAUAAAUAUGCCAUCCCUACACCUAAAGAUGAGUGCUCCAAAAGUUUGCAGCUGGGUGUGAGUUUUGCUGGUGGAUAUGUGGCUGGUGUUUUCUGUGCUAUUGUGUCUCACCCUGCUGACAAUCUUGUCUCUUUUCUCAACAAUGCCAAAGGGGCAACUGUUGGUGAUGCUGUGAAGAAGAUUGGAGUGUUGGGUCUGUUUACCCGUGGGCUUCCCCUCCGUAUUGUCAUGAUUGGAACUCUUACCGGAGCUCAGUGGGGUAUCUACGAUGCAUUCAAAGUUUUUGUUGGACUGCCGACCACCGGUGGUGUCACUCCUCCUCCGGCUGCUGCAGCUGCUGCCUCAGAGCUUGCAAAGGUCUGAACUGCUGGAUGAACUGCCAUAUUAGCUCUUUUUGUCCAAACUGAAAAAAAAUUUGUCAUAGGAAUUAAAUAAACAUAGGAUUGCUUGAAUUGCUUCCAAGCAAGUGGGGAGUAUUGUUUCUUUUGCAUCCGGAUCCUGUAUCCAAUUUUUCCAUAUUGACUAGUCUUGUUUUAUGGGGAUGGUUUUGCUCUCAUCCUCCAAAAGACAUCUUUGUAGUUAGAUCAGGUGAAUUUGAAGAUUCUUACUAGGAUUGAGGGUUCUCCCUUUUUGAGAAUAGGCAAUGAAAAUAAUGUUAGAUUGGGCU